AUGCACACUGAUCUGCUCGACACCGUUCUCAUCAGUCGCCAAGAAGCGACGCCGCAAGGCGACACUACGAAAGCCCAGGCUGGUUCGUCCGGGUCGACGACGGCCACUGCAAGCAUGAAGGGAACCGGGGCGGACGGCCCUCCCGCCGGAGACGCGGACAAGUGCCCUGUUGACCACAAGACCCGCGAUCUGUGGUUGCAGCAGGCUCAGCAGGAGAGAGCUGCGCAGGCCGGGGCCAACACAGCGCCGACGGCAACAGUACAACAGACGAAGAACGCCUCGUCGUCCUGGUCAUCAUGGUUGCAAAUACCCUUCUUCUCCAAACCCACACAAUCGACCCAACAAGCUCCGCCUCAGGCGCAUAGCCAAUCGCGACUUGGCGAAGCCCGCGAAAUCUCCAGUAUCCCACGAUCCUCCGACCCCACCUCUGCGCCGUCCGCCCAGAGCCCCUCCAACCACGAGCAAGAAACGGGCGCGUCCAAGACCGGCCACUGGGUGUACCCCUCCGAGAAACAGUUCUUCGAGGCCAUGAAGCGCAAAGGCCACACGGCCGCAGCCGCCGACAUGAAGACCGUCGUGCCCAUACACAACGCCGUCAACGAGCGGGCAUGGGCCGAGAUUCUCAAAUGGGAGGCGCCCUUCACGGCCCCUGUGACGCGAGGCGGAUGUGGCGGGCCACGACUGCACAGUUUCGCUGGGCUUGGCAGUGCCACGAUGAGUCCGAAGGCCCGCAUCAACACGUUAUUGGGGUAUUCCGCGCCGUUUGAUAGGCAUGACUGGAUCGUGGACCGGUGUGGGACAAAGGUGGAAUAUGUGAUCGACUUUUACGCUGGCAGGAAUGAUGGUGCAGCGGGGAAGAAUAAGCUGAACUUUUACCUGGAUGUGCGGCCGAAGUUGAAUACGUGGGAGGGGGUCAAGAUGAGGGCGUUGAGGGCCGUAGGGCUUUCAUAA
Messenger RNA from Dichotomopilus funicola, 951 nucleotides. Its product is annotated as cytochrome c/c1 heme-lyase. Gene Ontology annotation, cellular component: mitochondrion. The coding region runs from base 1 to 951 and encodes 316 amino acids. Gene Ontology annotation, molecular function: holocytochrome-c synthase activity. The record is from RefSeq and is a predicted model, not a curated record. Gene Ontology annotation, biological process: cytochrome c-heme linkage. The transcript has a single exon. NCBI's taxonomy places the organism in Eukaryota, Fungi, Ascomycota, Sordariomycetes, Sordariales, Chaetomiaceae.